Microdochium trichocladiopsis is the source of this 715-nucleotide messenger RNA. RefSeq lists its product as uncharacterized. NCBI's taxonomy places the organism in Eukaryota, Fungi, Ascomycota, Sordariomycetes, Xylariales, Microdochiaceae. The record is from RefSeq and is a predicted model, not a curated record. The coding region runs from base 41 to 715 and encodes 224 amino acids. The transcript has a single exon.
CCUGUAGUGGUUGUGGGAGGCCAGGGGCCAGGCAGCGCUGAUGACCUCUGCCGGUGUCGUGAUUGGCAAGUGCCGGGAGGCCCCGGCCUAUGUUGUUGUUAUGCUUGUGCCAUGGCGCAGCAUAAGGUUGGAAGCGUCCGGCUCCGUUGCAGAAGCCAGCCUUCACGUGCUUGACGCUCUCGACGUGGGAAAUGUACAACCCAUCAUCGAAUCUAUGAUUCCGACUGUUGUUGGUUGUUGUUUUGCCUUGACAGCGCGACUUCAGCUUCAUGCUUCCUCCUCAUGCUGUCACUGUCAAAACCAGCGGGUCGAGCCAAGAUCAAGGGCCAGAUCGGCGACUCCAACAACAGUGGAUCCACGAUUGCCUUUGGGCGGGUUACAGCGCACAUGGGACCCCGGGCUUUUCCCCUGCAUGUAUUUCCCUGUUCUUGACCAUGUGGCCGUGGCUGCAUCACCGGCAGAGAGCAUAACGCCACGCAAAUUGGGUCAAGGGAGGGAGCAACAGCAACAGCAACGCCACGACGAUCACGGGCGACGACGACCACCACCACCACCACAACAACAACGGCAGCCAGUUAGAGGCAUGCAGGACAGCAUGGGCCUAGAUCCUGGAGCGGCCCUUGUGGUAUCGCCAGCUGAAGCCCGAUCCGAAUGCAACGCUCUUUGUCACUUUCCAGAAAGGGGCAUCGAAAGCCUUGGCAAAGCGGUAGGCUGA